Paramecium sonneborni is the source of this 2167-nucleotide messenger RNA. Lineage: Eukaryota; Ciliophora; Oligohymenophorea; Peniculida; Parameciidae. The record is from the annotation of a GenBank genome assembly.
UAUAAUUUUAUGAUUUAGACUAGUGUUCGAAAAUCAGCCAAGGAUUACUAUGAUCAAGGUAUGAUAUAGAAUAAUUUAAAGGUUAAACUUCUUAUGAUCAGUAGAAUUGGUAAUAGUCUUUAAUUUAUUUGGAAAAAGCAAUCUCAAUGAAACCAGAUUAUCUUAAUGCAUAAUAUUUAAAAGGUUUGAAUUUAUUAAUCAUAGGAUGUUGUCUAUUUUAUUUGGAUCGCUAUUCAGAUGCUGUAAAAAGUUUUGAAAAGGUUUUAUCUUUGAAUCCUAAUCAUAUGGAUUCUUAUUACUGUAAAGGUUUCUUAAAUGCUCUAAUAAUAAGGUUAUACCUUAAAUUGUUUAAAAAGAUAUUAAGAAUCAAUCAAAUGCUUGAAUAAAGUUCUUACAAAAGACUAAAAUAAUGAACAUGUGCAUUUAUAAAUAGGUAUAAAUUUAAAAGUUAUAAUAGGAUUUGCUUAUGAAAAUCUAGGAUUUCAUUUAAAUGCUUUAAAAUGUUAUGAUAAGGCUCUUUCAAUUAAUUAAAAUUAUGAUCAAGCAUACUUAAAUAAAGGUAUAAAUUAAUAAUUAUAAUUUUAAGGAAUUACUCUAAAUUAAUUGUAAAAAUAUCAAGAUGCUUUAUAUUUUUUUGAAAAAGCUAUAUCUAUUUAGCCUGAUAAUGAAACAGCUUUUUUGAAUAAAGGUAAUAUUAAAAUUUGAAUAUAAAUAGGAAUGACUUGUUAUUAUCUGGGAGCGUAUCAUGAAGCUUUAGAAUGUUUCGAAAUAGCUAUUUCAAUUUUUUCUAACAAUUCUUAAAUCCAUUUAAAUAAAGGUUAAAUUUUAUUAUAUGAAUAGCUCUCACUCUAAAUAAAUUAAAUAAGUAUUAAGAAGCAUUAGAAAGCUGUAAUUAAGCUAUCAAAAUUAAUCCAAAAGAUGCUUAGGCUUAUUAUAAUAAAGGUAAAUUUAAAAUAUUAUAUAUAUAUAAUUAGGAAUAACUCUUACUAAUUUAAAAUUAUACAAUGAUGCUUUGUUAAAUUAUAAUAAGUCUCUUUUAAUUGAUCCAAAUUAUACUGAUGCAUACAUGAAUAAAGGUUAUAAUUAUUAACUAUUUAUACAGGGAAGACUUUGAAACUCUUAUUCAGAUAUAAAGAUUCUUUGAGUAGUUUUAAUCAAGUCUUAUCAAUUAAUAAGUAAUACACAGAAGCUUAUUUAGAAAAAGGUAUUUAUUUAUUUAACAUUCACUUAGGAGAUACUUUUUAUUAAUUAAAAUAAUAUCAAAAUGCUUUAAAAUGCUAUAAUUAAGCCUUAUUAAUAGAACCAAAAAAUAAGACUAUAUUAUAAUUUAUUUGUAAAUAUAUUAUUAUAUUCAGAAUAAAUGCUAUCAUUAAUAUUGGAAGACGGAAAUAAGUGUUAAAAAAAAAAGAAAUAAAUAAAAACUAAAGAUAAACUUCAUAAUUAUCUAGAUUAGAUUAAAUAAGAAAAAGUAUUUUUAGGUUUUACUACUAAAUUAAUUUAUCAAAGAAUUGACGAACUAUAACAAUAUGAAAUAGAAAAAUAUUUACAUUUUUAAUCUGUUUUUUACAGACUUUUAUAAUAUUUUUCAGCUUGUGUUUAAAUAGUUUCAGAUUUGGAAGAAAGAUAAGUUGAUUCUAUUGAUAUCUCUUAGAUUGAAUAAGUAUGCAAAAACUUUAAAACAUUUUUCAAAUUUUCAAAUAAUAUUUCAUUUAUACCAGAAGUUUUUCAACUUAUCUUUAAAUUAUUAAAUCAAUUUUUGAUUGAUAUUAAUAUAGAAGAAGAAGAUACAGUUAAAUUCUAGUUUAUUGUAAUGGAUUAAUUUAUUUAAUCUAAAUUUGAAAGUUUUGAGUAAAUGGAACUUGAAUUCCAAAAAAGUAUUAUCAAAUUUUCAGAAGAACUUCCAAAUGAGCUUGAGAUUAUUACUCAUUAAGAAGAAGUAUUUUAAAUAGCUAAAAUUGAGAGUAUCAAUAUGACUUUUGCAAAUAGUUCAUUUUGGCUAAAAGGAAUUGAAAAUACUCUUAUUAUAUUAAAAUAUCUGUUAUUCAAUAGAGAUGGUGACUAAAAAUUAUCAUUUAGAGAUGUUUUAGAAAAUGCUUAUUAUUCUGAUGAAAAUCAACUAAAUGCAUUUAUUUUAAAAGAAAAAAAUGACUCUAGUUUACAAAUUUGA